GCCGCCGCCCCGGCGCCCCGAGCCGGCCGCCGCCUCUCCCCUCCGGCAUGUUUUAAGCCCGGCCCUGCCCGCUCCCCUUCGGGCUUCCCUACCCGCCGCCGUCGGGUCCCGUCCCGUUCCCCCCGCUCCGGUCCGUGCGCAUCCCCCUCGAAGGGCCGGCGGCUGGGGGGCCGCGGGGGCGGUGGGCGCCCGCGGGGGGCGAGGGCAGAAAAGCCCCGCUCGGCACGAUGGCGUCCAGCUAUGCCCACGCCAUGGAGAGGCAGGCCCUGCUGCCCGCCCGCCUCGACGGCCCCGCCGGCCUGGACAAUUUACAAGCCAAGAAGAACUUCUCCGUGAGUCACCUGCUGGACCUGGAGGAGGCGGGCGACAUGGUGGCCGCCCAGGCGGAGGAGGGCGGCGGCGAGCCCGGCCGGAGCUUGUUGGAGUCCCCCGGGCUGACCAGCGGCAGCGACACCCCGCAGCAGGACAAUGAUCAGCUGAACUCAGAAGAGAAGAAGAAGAGAAAGCAGAGAAGGAACAGGACUACCUUCAACAGCAGCCAGCUCCAGGCAUUAGAGAGAGUCUUUGAGAGGACACACUACCCCGAUGCCUUUGUACGGGAAGACCUUGCACGCAGAGUCAACCUCACUGAAGCCAGAGUUCAGGUGUGGUUCCAGAACCGGAGAGCCAAGUUCCGCCGGAACGAGAGGGCGAUGCUGGCCAGCAAGAAUGCCUCUCUGCUCAAAUCCUACUCAGGGGACGUGACCGCCGUGGAGCAGCCCAUAGUACCUCGCCCAGCUCCGAGACCCACUGAUUAUCUCUCCUGGGGCACCGCCUCGCCUUACAGUGCCAUGGCCACCUACUCCGCUACGUGUACCAACGCCAGCCCGGCGCAGGGCAUGAACAUGGCCAACAGUAUUGCCAACCUGAGACUGAAGGCAAAGGAAUAUAGUUUACAGAGGAAUCAGGUGCCCACAGUCAAUUAACGACUGGAGGCAGCUGCCUUGCAGAAGGAGAAAAUGCAACAGCACCCGUCCUGCUUCGCAACUUGUCUGUGCUGAACUAAAAAAAAAAAAAAAGAAAAA
This is a messenger RNA of Pipra filicauda (Wire-tailed manakin), 1064 nucleotides long. It is a transcript of the gene PRRX1, whose product is annotated as paired related homeobox 1. The coding region runs from base 228 to 965 and encodes 245 amino acids. Gene Ontology annotation, biological process: regulation of DNA-templated transcription. The transcript has 4 exons. The record is from RefSeq and is a predicted model, not a curated record. Lineage: Eukaryota; Metazoa; Chordata; Aves; Passeriformes; Pipridae. Gene Ontology annotation, molecular function: DNA binding; DNA-binding transcription factor activity, RNA polymerase II-specific.